Messenger RNA from Galendromus occidentalis (western predatory mite), 1562 nucleotides. RefSeq names its product glycine receptor subunit alpha-3. Gene Ontology annotation, cellular component: membrane. Gene Ontology annotation, molecular function: extracellular ligand-gated monoatomic ion channel activity; transmembrane signaling receptor activity. NCBI's taxonomy places the organism in Eukaryota, Metazoa, Arthropoda, Arachnida, Mesostigmata, Phytoseiidae. The record is from RefSeq and is a predicted model, not a curated record. Gene Ontology annotation, biological process: monoatomic ion transmembrane transport.
CUGAUAACAUCUAUACGGCACUUGAAUCGUGCGUUUCACUGUUUUACAGGUUUGAUAAAAGCCAAAGAUCUUUAGGCGUCGUCUAUGGAAGCGAUCAUUAUUUACCUUUUGCCAGGGCUCUGAGCAGUGAUAUGAUGAAACUCCCCCCGAUUGCUUUCCUCAUCAUUCUCCUUGAUAAAUGUUGCGGACUCUUGGAGCUGCAGGACAAACUCUUCAUCAAUCUCACGAAUCCAGCUAUUUAUAAUAAACGAACACGACCAUCCUAUAUCAUAGGUCUUCCAAUCCUAGUGAGAAUCAAUGCUGUGAUACAACGCAUGGACGGGAUGGACGACGUUCAUACUGAAUACGAGUCGGAUGUGGAGUUCACUCUGCGUUGGAGGGACGAUCGAUUGGAAUACAAGCCUGGAGUUCUCCUCAAUUUCCCGAUCCAGGGGGAUCAUUGGCACGCGAAUGAGAUCUGGCUUCCGAAUAUCCACGUGGCAAACGACAGGCAGUACGCCUCGCUCAUAGAUCUAACCCCGGGAAGUAUUCACUUACUCGUGACACCGACAGGAGUUCCAGGGCCCUCGAAGCGGUACCACGCGCGGAACAUCUUCAUUGAUUUCGAUAUCGAUUUUCUUGCAGGCGAAGUCGUUCUCUCGAAACGAGCCCAUCUGAAGUUGCGCUGCGAGAUGGAACUGUCAAAAUAUCCGCUAGACAAGCAAAAGUGCGGAAUGUCGAUCGAGAGCAGCUCUCUACCCAUAUCGCACCUCAGGAUUCAAUGGUCAGAACGGCCGGGCUUAUUGCUAGCGGACCCGUCACAUGCUAAGGGUUUCUUAGUUCAGAACUACUCGACCUACGAAGGGAUCAACCAUCGCUUAGUGGGGAAUUUCUCAAUCGUGACGUCGGAGUUCGUGUUGGCCAGGCAGUUCGGACCAUUCCUCUUGGAUAUUUACAUCCCUGGAGUCCUUUUCGUCAUAACCUCUUGGAUCUCCUUGUGGAUGGAGAUCACUUCGGCUCCGGCGCGGAUAUCUCUCUCAAUAACGAGUAUGCUCACGAUGGUUACAUCUGGGAAAUCGAUCCGCGAAAAACUUCCGAAAGUUCCUUAUGUCCACGCUUUGGACGUCUGGCUUCUCGUCUGCACAGCUUUCAUUUUUCUCGUGCUCAUCGAAUACGCCAUCGUGAACUACGUAUACAAUAGCGACAAGCGCGUACGGCAAGGUGGCCUUCGUCGCAUCGAUUCCUGUGUUUCCUUGGCGUCGUCUAUUUAUCCCAACAGCCCGGAGAGCGUCAAGCCAGUUGGAGAGCCGAUAUCGAAACGACGAGCGAAGCAAAUGGGAAUGGACCCAAUGAAGCCUCCUCAUUCUCCCUCGCGAGGGGGGAGCCUCUUUAAGUUCCCUCCUGACCUCGAAAUCCCACCUCCGAGUCCCAAUCCCGUUUCCAUGGAGAGAUCCCAUUCGAUAGUGAAAAUGCCUCUCACGAGCAGAGAUAUCGCGAAUAGGAUUGACCGCAUCUGCAGAUUUUUAUUUCCCCUCGCUUUCCUCCUUUUCAACAUCGGCUAUUGGACAGUUCUCGCUAUGUAG